This is a messenger RNA of Cryptomeria japonica (Japanese cedar), 420 nucleotides long. Its product is annotated as pathogenesis-related protein PR-4-like. Gene Ontology annotation, molecular function: RNA nuclease activity. The record is from RefSeq and is a predicted model, not a curated record. Bases 1 to 420 code for a protein of 139 amino acids. Gene Ontology annotation, biological process: defense response to bacterium; defense response to fungus. Lineage: Eukaryota; Viridiplantae; Streptophyta; Pinopsida; Cupressales; Cupressaceae. The transcript has 2 exons.
AUGGCUUCCAAGGUUGUGAGGUGGAUUGCUCUAUGCUUCUGUGUGGCUUCCAUACUGUGUGAGUGUGUUAAGGCUACGUACACCACGAACCAUCAGUAUAAUCCUGCUGCUCAUAAUUAUGCCCUGGAUGGGCUGUACUGCGCUACAUAUGACUCUGAUCAGAGCCUGCAGUGGCGCAGUCAAUACCUUUGGACGGCCUAUUGUGACCAAGAUGGAAGUCCCAUGGGAGCUUCACUCUGCGGCAAAUGCAUCCAUGUGACAAAUGACGUAACAGGUGAAAGUGUGACCGUACGAAUUCUGGACAGGUGCGAAAAUGGAGGAUUGGAUUUAGAGACUGAAGCUUUUAGUGACAUCGAUGGAGAUGGAAAAGGACAUUUUAACGGCCAUAUGUCUACUACCUACACGUUCGUCGGCUGUUAA